ACGCGGUUUUGGGAAAGAUGUUCCGAUUCGUCGAACAGGGUUCCAAUGCCCUGCCAAGUCUCCAUUCUUCUCCAGGGCGCCAGGGACGGAAGAGGGUCCAUCGCGAGACCCAAACUGAAAUGGAGCCGCAAUCACACAAGAGUGCUCGGUCUCUCCCAACGCCGCCACCUAUUCCCGACGAUGUUGCCGAAGAUGUCCUGGUGAGACUGCCAGUAGAGUGUUUGAUUCGAUUCAGGUGCGUUUGCAAAUCGUGGAAUGCCCUAACAAGGGAUUCCUCUUUUGUCGACAAACACUUGGCAGAAUCAGUUAGAAACCCCGAACUAACUGGACAAAGGGUCUUGUUGAGCUGUCGUAGUUGAUUGAAUGAAUACACAUUCAAAACCUGUUCCCUUUACUCCUUGUUGAAUCAACCCUUUACUGAUCCUGAUGCUUUUGAUUUCAUUUACCCGUUUUGGUAUUUUUGGAGUCGUAACAGGAUUGUGGGUUGUUGCAAUGGAUUGAUUUGCAUGACCACUGACUACGAAAAAGUGAUUGUAGUUAACCUAGGUUUAAGAGAAAUUAAUAAGUUGCCAAAUUAUUUUCCCGGUGUAUUUGGGUUUGGGUAUGAUUCUUCUAACAAUGAUUAUAAAGUGGUAUGUAAAGACACUUAUACAAGUCUAAGGGUGUAUUCGUUGAGGACUAGUUCUUGGAGGACUCUCGAUUAUGCAUUUGAUCUUCCAGAUGGUGGUAGUAAUAGUGAAUAUGUUGGUGGUACUUUGAAUUGGCUAGUGAGUUGUAGAGAGCAGAUUGUUUCAAUUGAUUUAGCAACUGAGACUAUUAUGGAGGUAUUGCAACCUGAUUAUGGAGAUGGUGUGAAACAAGGAAAGUUGGGGUUGGGGGUUUUGGAAGGCUGCCUAUGUGUGGUUUGUGAUAAUUCCAAUCAGUAUGCUGAUGUUUGGAUUAUGAGACAACAUGGAGUCACAGAUUCUUGGACUAAGAUGGUCAGCAUUCCAUACCCGCUUAACCUUAAGAAUUCAUUUCCUCUGUACCCAUUAUUCAUUUCAGAGAAUGGCAAAAUCCUAUUCCAGUGGCACUUCACGAUGACCAUAUACAAUACAAGAGAGAAUUCAUUUAGGGCUCCAUUGCUUCCUGAUUUUUCACCACCUGCUUGUUCUGUAGCAGCUAGAAUCUACUCUGAAACCCUGGUUUCGCCUACUGCUGCCGAUUGGAACUGAACAACACACCACUAGCAUAACACAAGGCAAAUAGCUGAGCAAGACUGCAAGAGUAGCCUAUAGCAUGGAGGCCUGGUGGUUGUGACUGCUCCUAUUCAUUUAUAUUUCCAGUCAAAAGGAAACUUUCUUCUAGUUCUAGGAAUUGUAUUGAACUUCAUUUAUACAUUUCACCAUCCUUUUAUUUUAUUGAUGAUACUGCUUUUGCUUCGGCUAAUAGCUUUAGUCUAUGUUGUUGCAUUUC
Messenger RNA from Rubroshorea leprosula, 1455 nucleotides. The record is from the annotation of a GenBank genome assembly. Lineage: Eukaryota; Viridiplantae; Streptophyta; Magnoliopsida; Malvales; Dipterocarpaceae.